UUCAUUCAGCAACUGGGCUGCAGUCAUCCAAGGGAAAAAGAGCGGCUGUUUUGGCUGCUACUGCUCUAAAUCUUCUGCAGAGGCUGCAGAAGCACAGGCUUCAGCUGGGAUACUAAAAGAUCCUUCAUUAUUCAGGACUAGAAAUUAGAAUUUCUUCCACGAAAAUCAUCAAAAUGGCUGCAUGGGCAAGAAUUUUAUUCUGUUUACUUGCACUUUCCUCUACUGUGAAUGCCCAAGGAAUUGUCUAUGAUCUCCUGGUGUCUCCGGACUGUUUGCCUGAUCUGCUGCAAGGAGGACUGAAGACUAAAAAUGUGAACGACGUUUUCAUCCUGACAACCUUCCAGCUCCACAAUAAAGCUCCAACACGUGUUUUUCGCAUUUACAAUCCUGCCGAUAACAGCGAUUAUUUUGAUUUCACUAUGCAUGGAAAGCUCAACAAAGUGUCUCUGAGGUAUCUGAAAAGCAAUGGAAAGAUGGGCAUUGCCAACUUCAUUAAAGUGCCGCUGGCAGAUGGCCGCCCGCACAACGUCAUACUGCACUUCAGCGGGCUGACACACGGCACACCCAGCAUGGCCCUGUAUGUGGACUGCAGGCUGGUGGAGAUAGUGGAGGACUUACCGGUCGCCUUCAAGAUGCUGCCGUCUGGCCCCAACAGAGUGGCCCUGAAAACCAUGCCAACUACAGCACAGGAUAGUUUGUCAGACCUUAAGCUCGUCCUGGAUGAGUCUGUUGAGAACGUUGUGGAGCUUCAAGAUUGCACUCUCCAGCAGGGUGAAUCACUGCAAUUACUGGGACUUACAUCAAAACUGGAGGCAGGUCCCAUGUUGGAACUUGUAAGGAUGAUGCAAGAACUAAAAGAGAAGAUGGACCAGCAGAUCCGAGAGACUGCCAACAUGAGAAAAAUAAUUAUGGAGUGUAUUCCGUGUGAUGGACAAAAAGGAAAAACAGACAUGCCAGCCAAGUGUGCUCCAGGAGUUUGCUUCCAGCAGAGCAUGUGUAUUGAGACAGAGCGAGGCUAUGAGUGUGCACCCUGUCCUAAAGGCUACACUGGAGAUGGAGUCCACUGUGACGAUGUGAAUGAGUGUCAGUUCAACCCGUGUUUCUCCAGUGUGCGCUGCAUUAACAUGGCUCCAGGCUUCAGAUGUGAGAGCUGCCCCAGAGGCUACACUGGGGAGGUUGUGCAGGGGGUGGGCAUCACCUAUGCCCAAACACACAAGCAGGUCUGCACUGACAUAGAUGAAUGCCAAAGCUCAGACAACGGAGGCUGCACCCCUAAUUCCUACUGCCAUAACACUGUGGGUUCCUUCCGCUGUGGAGAGUGUAUGCCUGGUUUCUCUGGAGACCAAGUGAGGGGCUGCAGGUCUUCUAGACCAGGUUCUGACUCUAGUACUGGACCAGGCUCUGGCUCUGAUACUGGACCAGGCUCUGGCUCUGGUACCGGACCAGGCUUUGGAUCUGGUACCGGACCAGACUCUGGUACUGCUGCUUCUGCUGCUCUCUCUAGCAGGCAGUGUGGAAACGGCCAGACCAACCCCUGUGACAUCAACGCUGAGUGUAUAGUUGAGAGAGACGGAAGCAUCAGCUGUGUGUGCAACAUCGGCUGGGCAGGCAACGGCUAUGUGUGUGGCAAGGACACAGAUAUUGAUGCUUAUCCUGACAGAAAACUUCAGUGCCAGGAUGCAACCUGCAAAAAGGACAACUGCAUGUCCGUGCCUAAUUCCGGCCAGGAGGACGCGGACAGGGAUGGAAAGGGUGAUGCGUGUGAUGAAGAUGCAGACAAUGAUGGUAUCCUCAAUGAGAAGGACAACUGCUGGUUGAACCAGAACGUAGACCAGAAGAAUAGUGACGACGAUCUUCACGGUGAUGCAUGUGACAACUGUGUAAAUGUGAAUAAUCCAGACCAGCGGGACACAGACCAGGAUGGACUGGGAGAUGCUUGUGAUGAUGACAUGGACGGCGACGGUUUGAAGAAUAUUCUAGAUAACUGCCAGACAGUUCCUAAUCCUGACCAGCUGGACAGUGAUAACGAUGGUGUGGGAGAUGCUUGUGACAGCUGCCCUGAGGCGCCCAAUCCCACUCAGUCUGAUGUUGAUGACGACCUCGUGGGAGACACAUGUGAUACUAACAUAGACAGUGAUGGAGACGGACACCAGAACACCAAAGACAACUGCCCCACCAUCAUCAACAGCUCGCAGCUAGAUACAGACAAGGACGGGCAUGGGGACGAGUGUGAUGAUGAUGAUGAUAACGACGGCAUCCCUGAUGAUAAAGACAACUGCAGGCUGGUGCCCAAUAAAGACCAGGCAGACGAAAACAAUGAUGGGGUGGGCGAUGCCUGUGCUGGAGACUUUGACCGGGACCAUGUGAUCGACCGAAUCGAUACUUGCCCUGAGAAUGCAGAGGUCACACUGACCGACUUCAGAGCCUAUCAGACCGUGGUGCUGGACCCAGAGGGCGAUGCUCAGAUUGACCCCAACUGGGUCGUCCUCAAUCAGGGCAUGGAGAUCGUUCAGACCAUGAACAGCGACCCAGGACUUGCAGUGGGUUACACAGCCUUCAACGGGGUUGAUUUUGAGGGCACCUUUCACGUGAACACAGUGACUGAUGAUGACUAUGCUGGCUUCAUCUUUGGCUACCAGGACUCGUCCAGUUUCUACGUGGUGAUGUGGAAGCAGACAGAGCAGACCUACUGGCAGGCCGUGCCCUUCAGGGCUGUGGCCGAGCCUGGCAUUCAACUCAAGGCUGUAAAAUCUAAGACGGGGCCUGGGGAGUUCUUGAGGAAUUCUCUGUGGCACACUGGGGAUACCAAGGAACAGGUGCGUCUGCUGUGGAAAGAUCCUCGCAAUGUGGGCUGGAAGGACAAAGUCUCGUACCGCUGGAACCUGCAGCACCGACCUCAAGUGGGAUACAUCAAGGUCCGCUUUUAUGAAGGCACCAGCCUGGUGGCAGACUCUGGAGUGGUCAUUGACACGAGUAUGAGGGGUGGCCGCCUGGGUGUCUUCUGCUUCUCGCAGGAAAACAUCAUCUGGUCCAAUCUGAAAUAUCGUUGUAAUGAUACAAUCCCUGCAGACUAUGAGGAGUACAGCGCGCAGCACAUCUCCAGCUAAGAGGAUACAGACAGAACUAAACCAUGCAGUAAUUUAAAGGGGCGCUCCUGCUAUAAAUGCUUACGUGGCUAAUAAUAAUAAUGAUAAUAAUGAAGAUAGAAUGGGUUUGUUUUUGUAAAGUAAAUGAAUGUUGUCCACAUCAUUUGGCCAUGUUAGCAUUUUUUGGCUAAGCAUUGCUUAAAGCAGUCAGUCAGUUGGCAAAUCGCUCAUUUGGGUGACAAGGGCAGAAACCGAUUCACUGAUUUUUUUGCUUUAUUCAGAUAUUGGAUUUAUCCACCAGCAUCAGCACACCUGGUAGUAACUCAUUCCCUUUUAUAACACUAUGUAAUUAAUAAUUAUGUCUUGUAGCUGAUGGAUUUGAAUGACAUGUAUGCCAAGACUAGCAUUAACAUACUGGUAGGAAUAAUUUCAAAGGUCUUGGAAUCUGAUUAUCUUUAAUGGGACAGACCUGAAAACACUGGGGUUAAUGGUCUGUUUUCACUAUGAAUGGACAGGUUAACAAAGUCAUAAAGGUCAGUGUUGACCUCAGAUGAAUAUGUUUUCUGAUUUAUUUUGGAACUGCAGUAUGCUUUUUUAACAUUUUAAGGAAUACUCAGUUUUUUUCAAGCUUACCUCUGUCUGCCUUAUCUGUACAUGCAGCAGAUGGAGAUUAGCUUGAAAAAUGCUGAAGUGCUCCUUUAAGGCUCUUCAUAUUAUUCAUGCAACCACAGCACAUAAUAUAUGUACUACGUUACAUACAGAAAAUAACUUCAUCCUUCUGCAUUAGCCCACUUUUACAGUUCAAAUAUACAUGUACAGAAGCACUUAGUUCAAACCCAACUUUAUUUCCAGGGUGAAUCAACACAACUUAUAUUUUUGUAACUUUUCAACUUUUUUUGUAUUGAAAGGCCAAACAAAUAAACAACAACAAAAAAAC
Molecule: messenger RNA, 4023 nt
Organism: Colossoma macropomum (tambaqui)
Lineage: Eukaryota; Metazoa; Chordata; Actinopteri; Characiformes; Serrasalmidae
Gene: thbs4a
Product: thrombospondin 4a
Exons: 21
Coding region: 174-3107 (977 amino acids)
Biological process (GO): cell adhesion
Cellular component (GO): extracellular region
Molecular function (GO): calcium ion binding
Source: RefSeq, a predicted model, not a curated record